AUGGAUGCAGGCACAGUUGACCCACUCGCCAUUGCUGAAUUGGCCAUCUCUGAGGCUUUGCAGAUCGGCGCGGGAGCCCAGCAAGUCCUCGAUUCACAUUCCUCGCUCUGUCUUAACGGCCAAUCACAGGAAUGCAUCCGCAGCCAACUACUAGGAUCUACAUUCUUCGAGUUCGAGGGACCAGUAGAGUACCACGUAGGGCCCAUAGACCGUUUUUGA
Molecule: messenger RNA, 219 nt
Organism: Penicillium malachiteum
Lineage: Eukaryota; Fungi; Ascomycota; Eurotiomycetes; Eurotiales; Aspergillaceae
Exons: 1
Coding region: 1-219 (72 amino acids)
Source: RefSeq, a predicted model, not a curated record